Messenger RNA from Quercus lobata, 726 nucleotides. RefSeq lists its product as uncharacterized. Bases 1 to 726 code for a protein of 241 amino acids. Gene Ontology annotation, molecular function: nucleic acid binding. Lineage: Eukaryota; Viridiplantae; Streptophyta; Magnoliopsida; Fagales; Fagaceae. The transcript has 2 exons. Gene Ontology annotation, biological process: DNA integration. The record is from RefSeq and is a predicted model, not a curated record.
AUGGGGGUAGAUGAGUUGGAGAAACAUUCAUCGUCAGAAGCAGAACUGACAAGUAUAGACCUGAAGGUUGAAGUCCAAAGACGCCCCGGUGUUGAAGAAGUCCAUACCUUCAUCGUCCAGAGUGGAAGCAGCUGGAUGACCCCAAUUCUAUCCUUCCUCCAAGACGGACGGCUCCCACAGGACGUCGAAGAAGCAACAAAGGUAAGGAAGAUGGCAGCAAGGUUCACGAUUUUGAACGGUACCCUAUACAAGAGAGGCUUCUCCAUGCCCUACUUGAAGUGCGUUGACAAAAAAGAAGCCAAAUAUAUUAAGGAAGAGAUUCAUGAAGGGGUUUGUGGAGACCAUGAGGCAUUAUCAAGGAUUCCACGGAUGAUCAUAUCAGAUAAUGGGCGACAGUUCGACAGUCAAGGUUUCAAGGAUUUUUGCUCAAGUCUAGGGAUCAAGAACCAGUUCUCAUCCCCAAGAAACCCACAAGCGAAUGGACAAACGGAGGAUGUGACUAAUCGAACACUACUCAAGAUCAUUAAAGCUAGGUUGGAUGACGCUAACGGAGCCUGGCUGGAGGAAUUGCCCAAUGUCUUAUGGGCUUACAGGACUACAACAAGAACCCCGACAGGAGAAACCCCCUUCAGACUCACUUAUGGCACCGAGGCAGUAAUCCCGGUCGAGAUGGGAAUAACCAGCAUCAGGCGAGAGACGUUCCAUGAAGAAAGCAAUGACGAUUAA